AUGCUUCCUCCACGCGACAUACCAGCCAGGUACAAAUGCAAGCCUCGCAUGCCAGCAGAGAUCUCAUGCAGUCUGCUUUCCAGCACCGCUCCUGACUCCCGCCGCGCCCCGAAGCGCUCCCAGGCGGCGCCCUCCCGGCCCAAGUUGGCGACCGGCGCCUCCGCAGCCUCCCCUCCCCUCUCCUGGGGAGGAGCCAAGCGGGUCAGCCCGGCCCGGCCCCCUCCGUCCGGAAGCGCAGCCGCUGCGCACAGCCCGGAGCCUGCCGGGGACGACGACGCUGCGCGAUCCGAGAACAUCAUGGCUACCAUCGUCUCCCGGACGAACUCUCCCGGCACGGACGUCUUCGCCACCCGCCACGGUACCUUCAUUGUCCGCUCGGACCUGGGUUGCUUCCUUCAGACUCUUGACUUCUGCUCGGACCAGGAUAUCAAGGUGUGGGAGCUGCACCCAGCCUGUCGUGGCGGGGACCACUAUGUGGGAGACCCCUCCAGUUCGGCCAUAUACCUCCUGCGGGGGGACACGUUCUUCAAAGUCCUGGACCUGACUUCGGAGCCGUCUGCCGGUGCCCUCCCGCUGCACCCCACCUGCCAAGGGGGCGACCAUUACGCCUUUUGCGACGGCCGUUUCUUCGUCUUUUUCCUGACUCGCAACGUGGUCCUCUCCGUUGCCGACUUGGUCACCGGCAGCUCAGCUAAGGAGGCCGCUUUGGAGCCCGAAUUUAAGGAUGGACUCUAUUAUUACGGGUCUGGCUCCGCUCACCUCACCUGCCUCAGGAUGGACGCGGAAAACGGCCUUCGGGGCCACCUGUUCUCCACAGCAGGAAACAAAGAGGUCUUCUCCGUCCGCCCCGACGUGGUCUCGUUCUUCCCCGGGGGCUUGGCUGUCGUUUACGGGCCGGCCUUUGGGAUUUGGGAGUGUUUGAAACUGAUCUCCAACGCCACAGACCUCCCGAUGCCCAGCAGCCAUGACAUCACCCGCAAAGUAGGCUAUUCCAAGAUGGCCUCCAGCCAAAAGUUCUCCGUCUCUGGCUCUCUGGAUUCCCAGUCGCUGGCCGUCUCUCUUCUCCGGUCUCAGUUUUCGCUCCCUGCUGUUUAUGGCGGGAUCGGGCUGCAGACUGAACAGGAAGACUGGGAGGACGUCGCUGAAGAGGAGGAACCGUUGCGGGUGAUCCUGCAACCCCGGCAGAAGCUGUAUUGGUGGCAGUACCGCCUGGGGUUGGGCCAAGAGCCCAUCCUGUUCUGCCGGUCUCUAAAGGUCACCCGCAGCCCUUCGCCCCCUACCCACAUCCCUCUGCCGCUGGCCAGCUCUUGAGGCCAGGAGGGUGGCAUGGCUCCUUGUGGUGGGAGAAAUAAAAAGGUAGCAACUUCCCUGA
This is a messenger RNA of Sphaerodactylus townsendi, 1372 nucleotides long. RefSeq lists its product as uncharacterized. Lineage: Eukaryota; Metazoa; Chordata; Lepidosauria; Squamata; Sphaerodactylidae. The transcript has 4 exons. Bases 1 to 1311 code for a protein of 436 amino acids. The record is from RefSeq and is a predicted model, not a curated record.